AUGUUAAGCUGUGUCUGCGGUGUGCUCCUACUGGGCUCUGCUACCCUCACUCAUGCUGCGAUUAAAUCGACCGCUCAGGCCUUGAACACAACCGAUACAAAUCUAAUCCCCAACGGAAAUGGACCUGUGCUUUAUUACAAUGGCUCAGGACCAGUUCCCUCGUACGAGCUUGUCUCGCCUAUUCCACCAGCAAUCACACCUGUCAAUAGCAGUUCCAGCUUAGAAGACAUGUUCUUCGUCGAGCUGCUGGCGAUUGCUAACACAACGACCUUCUCGAACAACUGUUCGCAGUGUGUCGCGGGUGCUGAGCUGAUGCAUUUAGCAGCGAUCACAUUGCCGGUCGACAACUUUGUUAAUAUCUUGAUCCGAAUAUGCGAGGCAGUCCCAACAGUGCAGGACGCUAUUUUUGCCGAUACUUGCGCAGCAGAGUAUGGCAGCGUCCAAAACACGUCUAUCCCCUACUCGUCUGGCGGUGGUGCUACAGGAGCAUAUUACGCUCAGCUAUUUUCGAAGAUGAGCAUUAUAACUGGAGACAUGACCUACUAUUGCUAUUUCAAUUGGGGCGUAUGCCCACAACCCCUUACGGUUGGCAUUGAAGAGAGUCUGUACUUCAGCCCGAAGCCGGUUAAUGCAACGAAAGUGCCACCACCAUCAGGAAAAUCCAUCAACGUCCUCCAUACUUCGGACUGGCAUCUAGAUCCACGUUACGAUAUUGGCAGCGAGGCAAAUUGUUCUCAGUACCUCUGCUGCCGUCCGUAUGCCACAAACGAUGAUCUUUCGACAACCUCUGCAAACGCCAGUGUCCCAGCCUCACGUUUCGGCUAUCUUUACUGCGAUACGCCUCCUGACCUGGCACUGAGCUCGUUUACCAGCAUGCAUCAGUUCUUCAAUUUGAGCAGUGUCUCAUUUACAAUCUUUACAGGUGACAUUCUGUCACACGAUAACGAUGACCAGAUAUCUCGCGAAUAUGCCGAGUACGAAGAAACAGUCACCUACCAAACCUUCAAGGCUCAGCUGGGCAACAUUCCUGUUUAUGCCACGCUAGGAAAUCACGAUUCUAUCCCAGAAGCAUGGAACACGCAAAAUAGUCUCAACCCUGCAGGCUCAACUGCUGCUGCCGCUAAUGCUUUCGGGUGGAAUUAUGAGCUCCUCUCUUCUCUCUGGGGUGAUGCUGGUUGGCUCAACAGCACAGAGCAACAGUAUGCCUCGACACACUAUGGCGCAUAUGCACACACCACUGCUCAAGGUCUUCGCAUCAUAUCCAUCAACACUGAUUUCUGGUAUGUUGAUAACAUCUUCAACUAUUGGAAUGUUACGAAUCCCGACACAUCCGGCGUCUUGACGUGGCUGGCAUCUGAGCUUGCUGCAUGCGAAGCCCGAGCCCAGCGGGCAUGGAUCAUUGGGCAUGUCCCUUCAGGAUAUGAUGGGGACAACGCCGUCCUUAACCCUUCGGCACUCUUCUAUGCCAUUGUCGUGCGUUUUUCCCCGACCACAAUUGCGGGCAUCUUCUUCGGCCAUACCCAUGAGGACCAAAUCCAGAUCUUUUAUGACUUCCUCCCGAACAGCACAUAUACCGUGGACGGCAAGACGUAUCGGAACACUACGAUGGUUGACUACUCUAAGCCACUGACUGUUGGGUACAUUGGCCCAUCCAUUACACCCCUGACCGGGAACAACGCCGGCUAUCAACUCUAUCAAGUCGAUGCAUCAACAUUCUCCAUUAUGGGCAUCCAAACUUAUUUUGCCAAUGUCAGUGAAGCGAACAGCUGGACCACACCCGAAUGGGCAUUUGAAUAUGAUGCCCGGGCCACGUAUUCAGUUGCAGCUGCUCAUAACAGUUCCUCUGGAAGUUGGCCAACAAGCGCUCCAUUGAACGCCACAUUCUGGGACGGCGUCACGAAAAGCAUGUUGACCAAUCAGACGCUGGUGGAGUUGUAUAACCUACUCGAAACUAAGAGUAGCGUGGUGACGGAGAGCUGCUCUACCGAAGCAUGCGCGAGGCAGAAGGUCUGCUAUAUUCGGAGCGGGAGUGCAACAUUGGGUAGAGCCUGUGGGGCCCACGGUGGGCCUUUCUAG
Fonsecaea nubica is the source of this 2076-nucleotide messenger RNA. RefSeq lists its product as hypothetical. The record is from RefSeq and is a predicted model, not a curated record. The coding region runs from base 1 to 2076 and encodes 691 amino acids. Gene Ontology annotation, molecular function: hydrolase activity. NCBI's taxonomy places the organism in Eukaryota, Fungi, Ascomycota, Eurotiomycetes, Chaetothyriales, Herpotrichiellaceae. The transcript is spliced from 6 exons.